Molecule: messenger RNA, 1415 nt
Organism: Momordica charantia (bitter melon)
Lineage: Eukaryota; Viridiplantae; Streptophyta; Magnoliopsida; Cucurbitales; Cucurbitaceae
Source: RefSeq, a predicted model, not a curated record
CGCCAUGGUUCUCCAACUGUAAUAACUUCCUUCCGAUAAACAGAAGAAAAUCGAAGAAGAAGAUGAUAAGGCCCGCUUCUCUUCUACCCUGCUCUCCAUUACAACUCCCCAUUGUUCCAUUUUUUCUCCAAAUCAGGAUUCAGCGUGGAAUCAAUCAAAUGCCAAUAAACGCCGCCUUCAAUCAUCGCCCUGCCCCUCUUUUUCACCCGCUCAACCCUUUCUCCUUCUCCUCCCCCCCGUUCCUUCGAUUCUGCUCCACCAGACCGUCUUCCGCCGCUUCUCAUGCUCCGCCGCCGCCAUCGCCACCACCAGUGAAGGUUCUAAUGGAGAAGAUGGAUCUCAUCGGAAUCGCCUGUGACGAGAAUUGUACGCCCGGAAAAUACUAUUGCUUGUUUUGCCCUAAGUGCAAGGGUGGGCCAUUAACUGAGAGGAGCUUAUCUCUUCAUGUGGUUCCAACAGGAGAUUUUGCAAUGUGGAGGUGUUACCUGUCUGAGUGUGGUUGGGCAGGCCGGAUAUUUGCAGAUGGAAGAUUGGCAUUUAAUGGAUUAGGCAGAACUGUAAAGUUGGUUGGACGGAGUGCAAAGGAGAGUUUGGUUUUGGAGCCUCUUGGUGAUGAGCUAAUCUUUUACUUUAGCAAGAGAAUGAUACCCCAGGAAACUCUAGAAAGGAAUUUUGUUAUGCAAAUAGCUGGUCGUCAGGGUGUCAUUGCAUUUACUUAUAGACAAAAUGGACAGCUCCUCGGUUGCAAGUAUCGAACAUUGGACAAGAGAUUUUGGCAGGAGAAGGGUACAGAAAAGUUAUUAUAUGGGAUUGAUGACAUUAAUGAUGCAGAUGAAGUGAUCAUUGUUGAAGGUGAAAUGGACAAACUUUCAGUAGAAGAAGCUGGCUUCCUCAAUUGUAUUAGUGUUCCUGGCGGUGCCCCAAGAAAAGUUUCAACCGAUUCAGUACUACCAUCAAUUGAAAAGGAUACGGCAUAUCAGUAUUUAUGGAGCUGUAAAGACUACUUAGAUAAGGUUUCCCACAUUAUCUUGGCAACUGAUAGUGAUGAACCAGGGCAAGCUUUGGCAGAGGAGUUAGCACGCCGCCUUGGAAAACACAGAUGCUGGCGGGUAGAUUGGCCGUAUAAAGAUGACUUCAACCGGUUUAAAGAUGCAAACGAGAUUCUAGUGCAUUUGGGGCCGGAUGCUUUGAAGAGAGCACUAAAAAAUGCCAAGUCAUAUGAACAUUCUAAUGCAAAUCAAAUACAAUAAGAAGAGGACCUCAAGAACUUUGCAAACCUUGAUGAUAGCUAUAGAAAACAAUGUAACUGAUCUAAAAUGGAGAGGUUUACGAGUUACAUUUAUAGAUGCGUCUUUUAAUAGAUUAGAAAAUAAACCUACUUUGAACUAAAUGAAAUUAUGCUAAAAAGUUUGAAA